UUAAAUUAUUAUAGAUGAUUCAAGGGAGCAGUAUGCAACAAUCGUCGGAUGGUCUCAAUCUGGACACUAAUGGAUAUCAGCAACAGCUCUAUUUACAGCAAGAGCAUUCGAUGCAACCGAUCAAUGUCAGUUCUGCCUAUGGUAACUCACAAAGUUCGUAUGCAACAAUGAGCUCUCCACGUCAUCAACAACAUAGCGGCCAACAAUUAUUGAUGUUGCAACAACAGCAACAACAGGUUCAAAUGCAACAUAUGCAGUAUAUGCAUUCUCAGCAACAACAACAGCAGCAGCAGCAAUUGCAACAACAGCAACAAAUGCAAUAUAGAAGUCCUACCGGAGGCAGUCCGACUACUAUGCAAGCAAACAAUAUCCCGGAGACAAAUAAUAAUACUACGACCAGCGAAGAUAGUGAUGACAGUACUCCACAUUCUGGAAUGAUUGCUAUGGUAAAGCGUGAGCCACCAUCGCCAGAAGCAGCUGAUGUUGGGGCAAAGAAUCAAAGAAAAAUGAAGCCCCAAAAAAAGAAGAAAAAGAGAGAUCCUAAUGAGCCACAGAAGUAA
Molecule: messenger RNA, 560 nt
Organism: Trachymyrmex cornetzi
Lineage: Eukaryota; Metazoa; Arthropoda; Insecta; Hymenoptera; Formicidae
Product: GATA zinc finger domain-containing protein 10-like
Exons: 3
Coding region: 15-560 (181 amino acids)
Source: RefSeq, a predicted model, not a curated record